CUGGUCUGCAGACUGCAAGCCCGCCAUCCAGUCUGCAGCCCUUCACCCCAUGUUCUCAUCUUUCCUAGCUCGACAUUCCUGCCGCCAUCUUACUCGCAACUUCCACCACGCUCCGACAUUGAGCAACCGUGUCUUGCUCUCGGGAUAUACAAUCCCAUAUCGGAAUCGCGCUCAACUCUUUCCUCGUCUAGGGCGCGCCUUUGGUAAAAGUGCACCACAGGGAAAGCUUGAUACACCAGCUAAAACCCCACCACCGGCACCGCCUGAAAUUCCAACACAAGCGGAACAGAGAAAAACUGACUUUAGUAUCGUCAAACGGCUCCUAGUGAACGUAUGGCCAAAGGACGAUUGGAAGACUCGAUUGACGGUGCUCGGUGGAUUUGGGCUGCUCAUAACCGCCAAGGUGUUGAACGUACAGGUUCCACUGUUGUUCAAAAGCAUUGUAGACGCCCUGAAUGUGAACGUGGACAUUUUGGCUAGUUCAACUGCGUGGUUGCUUGCAGGGUCUCUCAUCAUCGGAUACGGAGCCGCCCGCGUCGGAUCUACACUCUCCUCCGAGCUCCUCAACGCAAUAUUCGCGAAAGUCGGCCAGGGGGCCAUCCGAAAAGUCGCCAGGGAGACAUUCGAGCAUCUAUUGAAUCUUGAUCUGCGGUUCCACUUGUCCCGACAAACGGGGGGCUUGACGCGGGCGAUUGAUCGGGGUACCAAAGGUAUCACCUUUUUAUUGCAAGCUAUUAUAUUCCGGAUCGUUCCUACCGCAUUGGAGAUUUCUAUGGUUUGUGGUAUUUUGACGUAUAAAUUUGGCUGGGACUUUGCUGCUAUCACGGCUUUGACCAUGAUCACGUACACUUGGUUCACCGUUCGCACUACUUCCUGGAGAACGCGAUUCCGCCGCGAGGCUAAUAAAGCGGACAACAAAGCCGCAACUGUAGCCGUCGACUCCCUCAUCAACUUUGAGGCAGUGAAACACUUUAACAACGAAAAGUAUGAAGUUGCACAAUACGACAAACACCUCCGGGAUUAUGAGAACUCCUCCAUCAAAAUCUCAACCUCCCUUGCGUACCUCAAUUCUGGACAAAACGUCAUCUUUUCAAGUGCACUGACCAUGGCGAUGUUUUUGGCUGCACAGGGUGUCGUCAAUGGGACAAUGACGGUCGGAGACGUAGUCAUGGUCAACCAACUAAUCUUCCAACUCUCUCUCCCACUCAACUUCCUGGGAUCAAUAUACCGCGAAAUGCGGCAAAACCUCCUAGACAUGGAAGUCCUCUUCAAACUCGUCGAAGAGAACCCACCUCCAAAGGACGUGCCAAACGCGCCACCCCUACACCUCGACGGCGGUUCCAUCCGCUUCGACAACGUCUCCUUCGCAUACCACCCCGCCCGCCCCAUAUUCACCAACCUCUCCUUCACCGUGCCCGCCGGAAAGAAAGUGGCCAUCGUCGGUCCGUCAGGGUGCGGCAAGUCCACGAUCUUCCGCCUUCUUUUCCGGUUUUACCCGCCUUCCGAGGGUCGGAUAUUCAUUGACGACCAGGACAUUUCUUCCGUGACGCUUGAGAGUGUCCGGAAGGCGAUUGGGGUGGUACCCCAGGACACGCCCCUUUUCCAUGCGGACAUUAUGCAUAAUGUGAGGUAUGGACGGAUGGACGCGGGUGAGGAGGAGGUGAAGGAGGCUGCGAGGAGGGCGAAUAUACAUGAGGCGGUUAUGAGUCUGCCGGAGGGGUAUGCGACCCAGGUUGGGGAGAGGGGGUUGAUGGUUAGUGGUGGGGAGAAGCAGAGGUUGGCGGUUGCGAGGGUUUUGUUGAAGGAUCCGCCGAUACUUUUCUUUGAUGAGGCUACGUCGGCUUUGGAUGCGCAUACUGAGUCUGAGCUCAUGCGGAACAUCAAUAAUACGUUGUUGGACAAGGCGCGGACGAGUAUAUUCAUUGCACAUCGGUUGAGGACGGUUGUUGAAGCUGACCUCAUCAUUGUGCUCAAAGAAGGAAAAGUAGUAGAACAAGGGACACACGAGGAGCUCAUGCAGGUAAAGGGGCUUUAUUAUAGCAUGUGGCUGCAACAGGCGUCUUCGGAGGGGGCUGGCAAUGGGGGAUUGGAGUAG
Laccaria bicolor S238N-H82 is the source of this 2095-nucleotide messenger RNA. RefSeq lists its product as uncharacterized. Gene Ontology annotation, biological process: transmembrane transport; intracellular iron ion homeostasis. The record is from RefSeq and is a predicted model, not a curated record. Gene Ontology annotation, cellular component: mitochondrial inner membrane. The transcript is spliced from 10 exons. The coding region runs from base 50 to 2095 and encodes 681 amino acids. NCBI's taxonomy places the organism in Eukaryota, Fungi, Basidiomycota, Agaricomycetes, Agaricales, Hydnangiaceae. Gene Ontology annotation, molecular function: ATP hydrolysis activity; ATP binding; ABC-type transporter activity.